Momordica charantia (bitter melon) is the source of this 1698-nucleotide messenger RNA. Its product is annotated as potassium transporter 5. NCBI's taxonomy places the organism in Eukaryota, Viridiplantae, Streptophyta, Magnoliopsida, Cucurbitales, Cucurbitaceae. Gene Ontology annotation, cellular component: membrane. Gene Ontology annotation, molecular function: potassium ion transmembrane transporter activity. Gene Ontology annotation, biological process: potassium ion transmembrane transport. The record is from RefSeq and is a predicted model, not a curated record.
AUGAUUACAAACCAAUUUCAUCAUAGUGAUUUUUUAAUUGUUAAUUUCAAACACGCUCUAAAAAGUCGAACGACCCAAAACCAUUUUUUGGCAGAAAGGAUUGUUUGGAUAUCAGUGGGCAUAUUGGUGUGCCUGUUCAUGGUUCAAAGACUGGGAACUGACAAAGUAGGGUACAGUUUUGCUCCUGUAAUCUGCAUUUGGUUUGCGUUCAACGCUGGGAUUGGAGUUUACAACUUCAUCAAAUACGACCCAACAGUUUUAAAGGCCUUAAAUCCAAAGUACAUAGUGGAUUAUUUCCAAAGGAACAAAAAGGAUGCUUGGAUUUCUCUCGGCGGCACUGUACUUUCCAUCACAGGAACUGAAGCAUUAUUCGCCGAUGUCGGGCAUUUCAGCGUUCGAUCAGUUCAGCUGAGCAUGUCGGCGGUGACCUACCCAGCUCUAAUUUGUGCCUACGUAGGUCAGACCGCGUUUCUUCGCAAGCACAGCGAUCUCGUUGCAGAUACAUUCUACAAGUCGAUUCCUGGAGGUCUGUAUUGGCCAAUGUUUGUGGUGGCUGUUUUAGCAUCAAGCAUAGCAAGCCAGGCCAUGAUCUCAGGAACUUUCUCUAUAAUUCAACAGUCGCUUUCACUUGGAUGCUUCCCUAGAGUCAAAGUGGUUCAUAUAUCUGAUAAGUACGAAGGCCAAGUUUAUGUUCCUGAGGUCAAUUACCUUCUCAUGUUGGCUUGCAUUGGGGUCACUUUGGCCUUCAAGAACACUACAAAGGUUGGCAAUGCAUAUGGAAUAGCAGUGGUUUUUGUGAUGACACUCACAUCCUCCUUCCUAGUACUCAUAAUGGUGAUGCUAUGGAAAACUCACAACCUACUCAUAAUCACUUACAUACUUGUAAUUGGAAGUGUGGAAUUUAUGUAUCUGAGUUCAGUCCUUUACAAGUUCGACCAAGGAGGCUAUCUCCCGCUGACAUUUGCAGCUAUUUUGAUGACAAUAAUGUAUGUGUGGAAUAGUGUCUUCAGAAAAAGGUACUUUUAUGAGCUCAACAACAAAAUCUCCUCAGAAAAGCUCAAUGAGAUGGUGAAUACCACCAACUUUAGGCGGAUUCCUGGCGUGGCAUUCUUCUAUUCAGAGCUUGUUCAAGGCAUCCCUCCCAUCUUCAAGCACUACAUCGAGCACGUACCCGCACUGCACACCGUGCUCGUCUUCGUCACCAUUAAAUCGCUUCCCAUGAGCAAGGUUCCAGCGGAUGAACGUUUCCUUUUCCGACAACUAGAAGUCAAGGAGAUCGAUGUGUUCCGCUGUGUUGUUCGAUAUGGGUACACGGAUGUACACACCGAACAAGAGUCGUUCGAGAAGAUUUUACUCGAAAGAUUGAAGGAGUUCGAAAGAGACCAACGGAAGUUGUCUAAGGUGAAAAAUGGGGUCGGGGAGAGAGUGGAAGAAGAGGAAGAUGAUGAUGAAAACGGUUUUGGAGGAGUUGUAGAAGCAUGGAAGGAUGGUGUAGUUCACUUGAUGGGGGAAACUGAAGUAAUUGCCCAAAAAGGGGCUGGCAUGGGAAAGAGGAUUAUGAUAAACUAUGCACAUAACUUCUUGAAGAAGAACCUGAGGCAAACUGAGGAAGUUUUUGACAUUCCUCACAAGCAUAUGCUCAAAGUGGGCAUGAUUUAUGAACUUUAGAAACGCCAAGGGCAUUUUUGUCUUUGUAUU